AUGUCUUCUUCGUCUGCUUCUCCUGCUUCGUCUCCGGACGAGGCUCACUCCACCCUGGAAAGCGGCACCGUUACCAACGGCGUCAAGUCCGUCGAUUCUGUAAACACAAAUGGAAAUGAUAUUGAUCUCCCCACGCGAAUCCAAGCGGCGUCUAGGGCAAUACAUCACACGUUACACCACGCUGUAGUCGGCCGUCUACCCCUCGCACUCCCACCCCAGACCACCUCCCCGCAUCUGUACACCCUGGGAAUCUCACGAUUCUCCCGUAUCUAUUUCACCUUUGAAACUGCAUGGCGCGACUACCUCUCCACAUCCCCUACCGACCACGACCCCAACAGUGAUCAAAUAAGAUACCAUGCGCUACUCUCUGAAGCUUACAUCCCAGCCAUAACCCGCAGCGAGCGCCUCGCCUCGGACAUAUCAAGCCUCGAACGGGAAUGGGCCGAUAAUACCCCGUCUGCUGUGCAACCAGCAGAUCAUGAUGCCGCUUUACGCGAUGCAGUGGCGCAUAUCACAGAAACUGCUCAAAGGAAACCGUAUGCGCUGCUAGCGUAUUCGUGGAUUAUGUACAUGGCCCUGUUUAACGGUGGGCGCUGGAUUCGCGACCAACUCGUCAACGCUGGCCCUCAAUUCUGGCUCCGCGAGGAAAGUGAAAAAGCGGAUUCAUUGAUCUCGCCUUCUUUCCUAUCCUUCUGGUCCUUUGACGGCGACGAAGACGGGGAAGAUAUCAAACGCGCUUUUCGAGCUGGGUUCGUCGAAGCGUCUCGCAAACAUCUCACCGAGGCUGAGUGCGAGGAUGUAAUCCAGGAAGCAAAAGCGUUGUUUCAGCAUUGCAUAAACAUCGUUUCUGAGGUUGAUGUUAUUGUCGCUCUGGAGCGGAAGAAGGUGGAUGAUGAGUUGCGCAGGCAUCAUAACCAAGAGAUGAGGAUGGCUGAGAGACAGACUUUAUUCGUCAUUAUUACUUUGGGCGUUGCGUUGGCUUUAGCGGUUAGUUAUUACUCACGAUUUAUGACUUACUUUGGUAUUGGGUAUUAG
Molecule: messenger RNA, 1035 nt
Organism: Talaromyces marneffei
Lineage: Eukaryota; Fungi; Ascomycota; Eurotiomycetes; Eurotiales; Trichocomaceae
Exons: 2
Coding region: 1-1035 (344 amino acids)
Biological process (GO): heme oxidation
Molecular function (GO): heme oxygenase (decyclizing) activity
Source: RefSeq, a predicted model, not a curated record